Molecule: messenger RNA, 5348 nt
Organism: Hemicordylus capensis (graceful crag lizard)
Lineage: Eukaryota; Metazoa; Chordata; Lepidosauria; Squamata; Cordylidae
Gene: RECK
Product: reversion inducing cysteine rich protein with kazal motifs
Exons: 23
Coding region: 42-2999 (985 amino acids)
Biological process (GO): extracellular matrix organization; sprouting angiogenesis; blood vessel maturation
Cellular component (GO): plasma membrane
Molecular function (GO): metalloendopeptidase inhibitor activity; protein binding
Source: RefSeq, a predicted model, not a curated record
GCCGGGGUGGCUGGAGGGUUGCAAGCGCCGGGGACCGGACCAUGGCGACGCGGACUGUCCCUCUGCAGCGGGGGACCGGCGAGACCCGGAUGGCCCUGGUAACGGUCCCCGCGCUGCUCCUGCUGCUGCCGGGCGUGGUGGGUUCAUCAUGUUGUUACCUUGCAAAGAGUAACUUAAUGUGUCGUGAUGUUUGUGAACAGAUUUUGGCAUCUAAGAGUGAUUCUCAUUUGAAACACCUAUUGCAACGUGCACCUGAAUAUUGUCCAGAAUCAAUGGGAGAGGUUUGGGCUUGCAUAAAUUCUUCUUUGCCAGGUGUUUUGAAGAAAUCUGAUGGCUGGGUUGGCUUAGGUUGCUGUGAGUUAGCCAUUGUUGUAGAAUGUCGACAAGCAUGUAAACAGGCAUCUUCGAAAAAUGAUAUUUUGAAAAUUUGCAGGAAAGAAUAUGAGGUGGUUGACCAAUAUAUGUUGGAGAACGGAGAGGACAGCAGGGGGAGAAAUGUACUUUUUAGUUGCAUUAACAGAAAUGAAAUGGGAUCAGUUUGUUGCAGUUACGCAGGCCAUCACACAAACUGCCGAGAAUAUUGCCAAGCAAUCUUUCGAACAGACUCUUCUCCAGGUCCUUCCCAAAUAAAAGCUGUUGAAAGUUACUGUGCCUCAGUUAGUCCUCAGUUAAUUCAUUGUGUGAACAACUACACACAGUCCUAUCCUAUGAGAAACUCAACAGAUAGUUUAUACUGCUGUGAUAGAGCAGAAGCGUAUGCCUGCCAAACUGCUUGUAAAAGAAUUCUGAUGUCAAUGAAAACUGAACAUGAAAUUGUGGAUGGACUUAUUGAAAGCUGUAAAACAAAGCCUCUGCCACAAGACCCUCUCUGGCAAUGCUUUCUGGAGGGCUCAAGAUCUGUUCACCCUGGGGUCACUGUACACCCUCCACCUUCGACAGGCCUGGAUGGUGCUAAAUUGCAUUGCUGUUCCAAAGCAAAUACUUCCACUUGUAGAGAAUUAUGCACUAAACUUUAUAGCAGCAGCUGGGGCAAUACGCAGAGCUGGCAAGAAUUUGAUCGUAUUUGUGAGUACAGUGCAGUCGAGGUUUCCAUGUUGACCUGUUUAGCAGAUGUACGUGAACCUUGUCAGCUGGGCUGUAGAAAUCUUUCUUACUGCACUAAUUUUAAUAACAGGCCAACUGAACUCUUCAGAAGCUGCAAUGCUCAAUCCGACCAAGGAGCCAUGAAUGAUAUGAAACUUUGGGAGAAAGGCAGCAUUAAGAUGCCAUUCAUAAAUAUUCCUGUCCUUGAUAUUAAAAAAUGCCAACCAGAAAUGUGGAAGGCGAUUGCUUGUUCACUGCAGAUUAAGCCUUGUCACAGUAAAUCUAGAGGAAGUAUUAUUUGCAAGUCAGAUUGUGUGAAAAUUCUCAAGAAAUGUGGAGAUGUAAGCAAAUUUCCUGAUGGACAUAUGGCUGAAACUAUUUGUGACCUUUUAUCUCCAACAGAUGACUUGGAGACUUGCAUACCCUUAGAUACAUAUAUUCGUCCAAGUAAUUUAGGUAAUAUUGUGGAGGAUGUGACACACCCCUGUAACCCAAACCCUUGUGCUGGCAAUCAGUUGUGCGAAGUAAACAGAAAGGGAUGCCAGCCCGGGGGACCCUGCCUUCCUUAUUUCUGUGUGCAGGGCUGCAAGUUGGGUGAAGCGUCAGAUUUUAUUGUCCGGCAGGGUACACUCAUCCAGGUUCCAUCCUCUGCCGGAGAUGUUGGUUGCUAUAAGAUUUGCAUGUGUGGCCAGAGUGGACUGUUAGAAAACUGUAUAGAAAUGCAUUGUGUUGACCUCCAAAAGUCAUGUAUUGUUGGAGGACAGAGGAAAAGCCACGGAACAUCUUUUAAAAUAGAUUGCAAUGUCUGUUCUUGUUUUGCUGGGAAUUUGAUAUGCUCCACUCGUCAGUGUCUAAAUGAACACAGCUCAGAUGAUGAGCGUCACAUGUUUACAGGUUUGCCAUGUAACUGUGCUGAUCAGUUUGUCCCAGUGUGUGGGCAGAAUGGACGCACCUAUCCAAGUGCAUGUAUAGCACGCUGUGUUGGACUUCAGGACAAUCAGUUUGAAUUUGGAUACUGCCUAUCCAAGAAUCCUUGCAAUCCUAAUCCCUGCCUAAAAAAUUAUAGAUGUAUACCAAAGCCGCAAGUUUGCUUAACCAGUUUUGAGAAGUUUGGAUGUAACCAGUAUGAAUGUGUGCCCAGACAAUUCAGUUGUGGUGACCAGUUACGAGAUCCUGUUUGUGACACAGACAAUAUAGAAUAUAACAAUCUGUGCACCCUGCACCAAAAAGGCAAAAGUGUAUCGUACAAAGGUCCAUGUCAGUCCUUUUGCAAAUCAGUAGAGCUGGUGUGCGGCCAGAAUGGUGAAACCUACAGCAAUGUGUGUGCUGCCUAUUCUGAUCGUGUGGCUGUAGAUUACCAUGGACCUUGUCAAGCCGUAGGAUCCCUUUCUGACUACAGUUCACAAGGAGAAUGUCUGUCUGUCCAAUGUUCUCUUUCAGCAAUUGGAUAUAAGCCAGUUAUUCCUCCAGGAGCUUGCUGUCCACUGUAUGCUGGAAUGCUAAGAGUCUUAUAUGAUAAAGAAAAGCUGGAUACCUUUGCCAGGAUAACCAACAAAAGGCCAAUAACUGUGCUUGAAAUACUUCAAAAAAUCCGCCUUCAUGUUUCUGUGCCACAGUGUGAUGUAUUUGGAUACUUCAGCAUAGAAUCUGAAAUUGUGAUUCUUAUCAUACCUGUAGAUCAAACCCCCAAGCCUCUUCAGAUUGAAGCCUGCAAUAAAGAAGCAGAAAAGAUAGAAUCGCUGAUCAACUCAGACAGUCCAGCAUUAGCAUCCCAUGUACCACUCUCGGCACUUAUAGCAGCCCAGGUGGAAGUUUCAUUCAAGAUAUCGUCUUCUUGUAAUCAAGGCAUGCCAGCACUGCACAUGCUCUUCUGGAGUCUUAUGCUCACUUUCUCAGCCACAGUAUGUAAUACAUAGUGGCAGUGAAAAGUGUAAUUGCUUGAAUGGGUUUUUGUAUGUGUAUUUGUUUUUUUGUUUUUUUGCGAUGGACAUUCAGAAAUGUUGACGUAUUAGUAAUGUAACAUAUAUAUAUAUACCUGAGAGUAAAUUACAUGGCUAGUGCGAUUGUUUCAUACAAUGCUAGCAACAUUUAUUGCAAUAUUAGCGUAUUAUCUGGCAUAAUCUUAAGGAAAACCUUUUUAAUUUACAAAAAAAAAAAAAAUCAAAGAAUUGGCCAUGCAUAAUUUACCUUGGAAACAGGGGUGGUUUUUUUUAGUUGAAGGGUUAUGAUAGAGCAAACAGUGUGCUGCUUGUGUCCAAAAUUGUCUCCAUCUUUGGUCAGGAAGAUUUUGAAGGUUUUUGUUGUACUUCAAAAACCAGUAAAACCUUUCUGACCAAAUAUAAUAGCAGGGCAAAAGAAACAAGUGUAUCUCUACACAUUGGACACUGGUGGCUCUAACAUACUGCCUUAAAAUCUCUGAAAACAGCAUAUAGUUUAUCUCAGCCUUCAUCUGCAGCCAAGAACAUAGGGAUCAGUGGAAUUUAAGCAGCCUAGCUGCUGACUUCCAGCCGUGUGGCCUGACCCUGUGCAUGGUGACUUGGAAGUAAGCUCUACUUAAUCCAGUGGUGCUCACCCCCAAGUAAGUAUGCAUAGAAUUGCAGCCAUUUAAGAUAUGCAGAGAUAAGGUGAUAUUUCAAAGUACACACACUGCACUUGAUCCAAAGAUAGUCAUGCAUGACCAGAAGCUGGGCACGACUAGUAGUACGUGGGGGAACCCACAUGUUGAGGCCUCAGGCAGCACAGAAGGAUAGGCAGUCCCAUCCAUAUCAAAAGGCAGAUGGGAAUGUUCACCCUCAUCUACACUAGAAAGGGAUGCUGAAAAUGCAUGUCGCUGUCCCCCAAUUUGCACCCACAUGCACCCGUGGAGGUCAGCUUCCAUGCAGCGGCAUCCAGGACUAGGCCGUGCGUUGGGAAGGUGAUUCUUUUGAUUUGUCCAGUGCACACGUUUGCACAUGCAGAACAACUCUUCCACACUUGCCAGCUCUGUAGUGUGCCGGCAAGUAUAUUUGGGUGACUGUUUUGUUACCCCAAAGGAGGAAAUGGUUGUGGAACUAUUUUUUUAUUUUCAGCCAUAGACAAAUAUUGUAUAAGAUUAUUGAAAAGUAUUAUUUUUAUAUUACUUAGAGGUAUAUCAUUCAAUGAUAAGCAUACCUAUUUUUAACAUCAAUUUCAGAAGGAAACAAAUUGCUGCUACUUAACUAAUUUACCAAAAAAGAAUUGAAUAACUUUUUGUGUAAAUACGUUAUAUAUUUUAUUGUGAAGAGAAUAGCCAUGGGCCUGAGUCUGUAAAAAGUGACAUGUUGGAGUCUCACAUUCUGCAUGCACAGAAGGGUUUGCAGAGUAUCGGCCCCUCAAUUGCCAAUCAUGUUUUAAGCUAGUACUUACGUAAGAAAUGUAUGCAAUGUACAGACUGAUGAUACAAAUACCGUUUACUCUUCUUUUUAGAAACAAAGUAAUGAAGAAUUUUAAGCUAUUUAUACAUGUUGGUCUAAAGAUUGCAGUGUUUGCAUAUUAUCUGAUUAAGUUUACAGUUUUAGUAUGGUGUUUUUAUACAAAGCAUCUAUUUUAAUUCUUAGGGCACAACCAGCAGGAAGGUCUCCUGUACAAGUCUUAUUAAAAUGAAUGGGAGUUUCAUUUAAGUGCACCCCCACUCCCAUUCAUUUCAGUGAGGUCUAUGCAGGCAUUGAUUACACCAGAAAACAAUGUUGAUGUGGCAGCGGGCAGGAGGCACAGAAUGGGCAAACCGAAUUUCAGAGGGAUGCGCUUUUGUUCCACAAGCUAGAUUUCAAAAAGACAAAUAAUAUUAUAUGUUCCACACUAAGGCUUCCAUCCUAAUCAUAAGCAGAAGUGAGCCCAUGGGGAACUGCUCUUUGUAUAACGAUUGUUUGUUUUAAAGCACUCUCAGUAUGUGAAAAGUGCCUUUCCUUCAAGUAUCUCUCCAACAGUGGGCGGGGCGGCAGGGAGGGGGGGAGAGACAUGCCUCUGGUGCCGCUUACAUAUACAGGGAGCCUUCUUGUUGGGUUGCACCCUUUCUGUUUUUGUGCACCUGAACUUUAUCUACAUGAAGUAUUUUGUAUCAGUAUUAUGACAGCCAGCUUUUGAAAUGUACACAGUUAGCAUGAUCUUUGCCAAAGCUGUACUUUUAAAAAGUGGCACUGAAAAUUAUUUUCAACAUCUACGUGUAUUAAGUGUUUUGUUUGAUUCUUAUAUGCCCCCUGUAAUGCAAUAUGAAAACUUCUAUUUUAAUAAAAAGAAUUUUUAUUUUC